UGGGAUCUCUAAUUCUCUUAGCGAAUCCGGACCGUCCGCCUCCAACUCGGAAGGGCUUCGGCGGCUGGGGCGGCGAGGCACGCAGGCGGCGGGCGGGAUGAGCGCGGCGCGUGGCGGAGCGGUGCGGUCGCUGCGGGUGCCCGGCCGCCACGGCUAUGCCGCCGAGUUUUCCCCGUACUUGCCGGGCCGCCUGGCCUGCGCCACCGCGCAGCACUACGGCAUCGCGGGCUGUGGAACCCUGCUAAUACUGGAUCAAAAUGAAUCUGGACUUAGGCUUUUUAGAAGCUUUGACUGGAACGAUGGUUUGUUUGACGUGACCUGGAGUGAGAACAAUGAGCACAUCCUGGUCACCUGUAGUGGUGAUGGCUCGUUACAGCUCUGGGACACCGCCAGAGCCGCAGGGCCACUGCAGGUCUACAAGGAGCACACUCAGGAGGUGUACAGUGUUGACUGGAGUCAAACCAGAUGUGAACAGCUUGUGGUGUCUGGCUCAUGGGAUCAAACUAUCAAACUGUGGGAUCCAACUGUUGGAAAGUCUCUGUGCACCUUUAGAGGCCAUGAAAGUGUCAUUUAUAGCACGAUCUGGUCGCCCCACAUCCCUGGUUGCUUUGCUUCAGCCUCAGGCGAUCAGACUUUGAGAAUUUGGGAUGUGAAGACAACAGGAGUCAGAACUGUGGUUGCAGCACAUCAGGCAGAAAUUCUGAGUUGUGACUGGUGUAAAUACAAUGAGAAUUUGCUAGUGACAGGGGCAGUUGAUUGUAGUUUGAGAGGCUGGGACUUGAGGAAUGUACGACAACCAGUAUUUGAACUUCUUGGUCACACCUAUGCUAUUAGGAGAGUGAAAUUUUCACCAUUUCAUGCUUCUGUGUUGGCCUCUUGCUCCUAUGAUUUUACUGUAAGAUUCUGGAACUUUUCAAAGCCUGACCCUCUUCUUGAAACAGUGGAACAUCAUACAGAAUUUACUUGCGGUUUAGAUUUAAGUCUUCAGAGUCCUACUCAGGUGGCUGACUGUGCUUGGGAUGAAACAAUAAAGAUAUAUGAUCCUAUUUGUCUUACCAUGCCUGCUUGAGAUAAACUACUCCAUUCAGAAACAAAGGAUAUGACUGAAGAACUGCUUAGCAGGAAAUAAAUGAUUGAUAACAUAGA
Balaenoptera acutorostrata (minke whale) is the source of this 1146-nucleotide messenger RNA. It is a transcript of the gene PEX7, whose product is annotated as peroxisomal biogenesis factor 7. Gene Ontology annotation, cellular component: peroxisomal matrix; cytosol. Gene Ontology annotation, biological process: protein import into peroxisome matrix. The record is from RefSeq and is a predicted model, not a curated record. The coding region runs from base 98 to 1069 and encodes 323 amino acids. NCBI's taxonomy places the organism in Eukaryota, Metazoa, Chordata, Mammalia, Artiodactyla, Balaenopteridae. Gene Ontology annotation, molecular function: protein binding. The transcript has 10 exons.